This is a messenger RNA of Neomonachus schauinslandi (Hawaiian monk seal), 788 nucleotides long. Its product is annotated as inhibitor of growth protein 5-like. The record is from RefSeq and is a predicted model, not a curated record. The transcript has 3 exons. The annotation marks the transcript as partial. Gene Ontology annotation, cellular component: nucleus. Gene Ontology annotation, biological process: positive regulation of DNA-templated transcription; positive regulation of apoptotic signaling pathway. Gene Ontology annotation, molecular function: chromatin binding. NCBI's taxonomy places the organism in Eukaryota, Metazoa, Chordata, Mammalia, Carnivora, Phocidae.
GUCUGAGUUCACCGACACCAUCCUGUCCGUGCACCCCUCCGACGUGCUGGACAUGCCUGUGGACCCAAAUGAGCCCACGUACUGCCUGUGUCACCAGGUGUCCUAUGGGGAGAUGAUAGGCUGUGACAACCCAGACUGUCCUAUUGAGUGGUUUCACUUCGCCUGUGUGGAUCUGACCACGAAACCCAAAGGAAAAUGGUUCUGUCCACGGUGCGUUCAGGAAAGGAGGAAGAAGAAGUAAGCCUGAUGCCUGGACUAGAAGAGCAAGUUAAUAUAUUCCUUCUUCGUGUUGCAAUAUUUUCUCUUCAUUUUAAAACUACCUUGUUUCAAAUGAUAUUUAAAAACUCAGUGGCCAGUUGUAAUUCUGGAUACUUCCUAAAACAAACAAGAAUCCACCUGAGCCCUGUUUGCUCGAGGAGCGAUCUUACGGGGACUCGCCACAGUGACUUCAUUAUUGGAGACUUUGUACCGGCCCCGCGCCGAGCCCGGCAGGUGCGCCGAAGAGCCGAGCCUUCCGUGGGGGCUGCGGCGGGGACCGCCCAGCCAGCGCAGUACUGUCACUCUGCAGCUGAGGCGUGAGCCUGCGAGGUCUGUCCCUGCUUCCUGGGGCGGUGCCCAGCACCUCUGGAAGCACAUCUGUCCCCGCUGAGGCGUCUGCGUGUGGGACCUGGCGAGGCCUUGCUGGAGGGCAUCUGCCGUGUCCGAGCUCUGGGCCGGGGCCCGUGGCCUGCCUGGGAAGGGCGGGCUCUCCCUGGAGGAGGAGGUCUCUGCUUCGCUGUGCACUGCCU